Messenger RNA from Guillardia theta CCMP2712, 363 nucleotides. RefSeq lists its product as hypothetical. The transcript has a single exon. The coding region runs from base 1 to 363 and encodes 120 amino acids. Lineage: Eukaryota; Cryptophyceae; Pyrenomonadales; Geminigeraceae. The record is from RefSeq and is a predicted model, not a curated record.
AUGGCCUUCAGAGCAACGAAGGUGCUUCUGGGUGUCCGCUUGCCGGAUUACUCUCUACCUUCGCAGGCUAUCCUGCGUGCGAUUCAAGAGAGUGGGCCCUUGACUGUGGCUCAACUAUGGGAGAAAAUGUCUCAGGGCGACAAGUUCAAGACCAAGAAUCACAUGAAGAGGGUGAUUGACGUAUUGCGCGAGCAGCAAAGAGUUGUUGCCAAGCCGGUGGAUCGCACCGUGAAGAGGUCUCCUCAUGCGUAUCAUCUCGGCCUUAAGCCCAAGAUAGUGGAUGCAAAUGGAAAUCUGAUCGAAGUCAAUGUGAGUAAGGCAACCUCAGGAUCUGCAAACGAACAAACGAUGGGAACUCAAUGA